GUGUAACGGUCGACGACCCUCCGUUACCGCUAUAAAACGGCAUGGCGAGCGCUACCAUCUCACCUGUAGCACCACCACCAGCAGCAGUUGCGCCGCUUCCACUGCAGGCGUCGCGGUUGGAGCCGGAGGGGCCUCGUCGCCAAGGUUUCCUCAUGGAAGCGCCUCCCCGAGACGAUAACAAUGACAACGCCAACCACCACCCUAUUCUCUCAAUCCGCCGCGGGUAUCGGCGCCGCCACUGCCUCCCCCACAACCCCGACCCGGCCAAGCGCAUCCGCCGCGCCGAGGGGGAGAGCUCCCGAUCCGCCUCCGGCACCGACCCGCUCCCCCAGGAUGACGGCUCCGGGAAGAUCGACGAGAAGAACGCCACCGACGCCUCGCCGCUGCGCCGCGCGAGUUGCCUGCAAUCCCUGGCGCACGGGUCAAUGUCGGUGCUGGGGAGGCGGAGGGACAUGGAGGACGCGGUGACGGAGGUAACGGGUCUCGCCGCGACGGCGGCGGGGGCGGGCGGGUACGCGUACUUCGCGGUGUACGACGGGCACGGGGGGGCGAUGGUGGCGCGGGCGUGCCGCGACAGGCUGCACGUGGCGGUGGCGGAGGAGGUGUGGCGGCGGCGUGCCGCGGGCGAGGGCGAGGGACCCGAGAUGUGGAGGCGGGCGCUUGAGGCGGGGUUCGCGAGGGUGGACGCCGAGGUGAUGGAGGCCGCCCGGGCGAUGAAGAAGGGGAUGGUGGGCUCAACGGCGGUGGUGGCGGUGGUUGCCGAGAAGUGGAUCGUGGUGGCCAACUGCGGCGACUCAAGGGCGGUGCUCUCCCGCGGCGGGGUAGCCGUGCCACUGUCAAUCGAUCACAAGCCUGACAGGCCCGAUGAGCUCAGGCGAGUGGAAGCUCUAGGAGGGAGAAUCCUCUGUUGGGACUGUCCUCGUGUCCUAGGAGUACUAUCCACUUCUAGGUCCUUUGGGGAUUACCUUCUGAAGCCAUACGUCAGCUCGGAUCCCGAACUUACGGUGACUGGUCGCACCGAGAAGGAUGAGUUCCUGAUACUAGCAAGCGAUGGGCUGUGGGAUGUCAUAUCGAGCGAGAUGGCAUGCAGGGUGAUCGGGAAAUGCCUUGAGGUCUUGGCAUCCGAUGGUUACCCAUGUGGAGUGGCUAAUUCUGCUGCUAAAGAAGCAGCUGCUGUGUUGGUCAGACUUGCCAUUUCUCGGGGCAGCGUAGACAACAUCAGUGUGGUGGUGGUAAAGCUCUAAUGCUGGCAUGGUGGUUGUCACCUCUGCAUCAAUGCAGAUUUGCAUUCAUAAAUUUCAAGAUGUGCCUUCUUUAUAGCCUCUAUAGUGCCGUAAGACUGUUUCAUGUCUUAGUGUUUAGGUAA
This is a messenger RNA of Musa acuminata AAA Group (dessert banana), 1366 nucleotides long. RefSeq names its product protein phosphatase 2C 51-like. Gene Ontology annotation, molecular function: protein serine/threonine phosphatase activity; cation binding. Bases 42 to 1244 code for a protein of 400 amino acids. Gene Ontology annotation, cellular component: nucleus. The transcript has 3 exons. Gene Ontology annotation, biological process: peptidyl-threonine dephosphorylation. The record is from RefSeq and is a predicted model, not a curated record. Lineage: Eukaryota; Viridiplantae; Streptophyta; Magnoliopsida; Zingiberales; Musaceae.